GUUCCUGUUCUCCGUUAUUAAAUAAUUAUUUGACGAAUAUGACGUUUACAAUUAGGGAAAAUAGAGUAUCUCUUCACGAUAUUAAGAUCGAUGCAUACAAGGGUUUAGCUUUUCUUCCUAAUUAUACUAGGGCGGCUAGAGCUGGAUCAAUUGUUUCGUUAAAUCUGUUUUGUGGAUGUUCGAGUGAGUUGCGGAACUACCCGAUGGGUUACGUGAUGGGAGAGAGUGAUAGUAUUGAAUCUUUAGCAAUUAGAUUUGGGUCUGGGAAACUUAUUAUUGAAGAUGAUGAUGAAAAGGAUGACGAUGAUGAGGAUGAUGAUGACAAAGAUGAAGAUGACGUUGAAGAUAAAUUGUACAGAUUGAUUCAAAUUCCGAUGGCAGGUCAAGUUGAUGCAACUAGCAGAUUAAAGCAAAGCAGAAGCGAGAAAAAGAGCAGGAAGGCAAUGCUUAAGCUUGGAAUGAAGUUCAUUCCUGGUGUCAGCAGAGUUACUGUGAAGAAGAGCAAAAAAACAGAUUUGGAGUUCUAA
Molecule: messenger RNA, 527 nt
Organism: Impatiens glandulifera
Lineage: Eukaryota; Viridiplantae; Streptophyta; Magnoliopsida; Ericales; Balsaminaceae
Product: lysM domain receptor-like kinase 3
Exons: 3
Coding region: 39-527 (162 amino acids)
Biological process (GO): protein targeting to membrane
Cellular component (GO): nascent polypeptide-associated complex; cytoplasm
Source: RefSeq, a predicted model, not a curated record